Messenger RNA from Anoplophora glabripennis (Asian longhorned beetle), 1107 nucleotides. RefSeq names its product inositol monophosphatase 3. Gene Ontology annotation, biological process: signal transduction; phosphatidylinositol phosphate biosynthetic process; inositol metabolic process. NCBI's taxonomy places the organism in Eukaryota, Metazoa, Arthropoda, Insecta, Coleoptera, Cerambycidae. The coding region runs from base 57 to 896 and encodes 279 amino acids. Gene Ontology annotation, molecular function: inositol monophosphate 1-phosphatase activity. The record is from RefSeq and is a predicted model, not a curated record. The transcript is spliced from 6 exons.
CAUAUUAAUGACGCCCGACUUCAUGAAAACUUUUACUGCUCAGUCAGCUAAUCAAGAUGUGUGAUCAAAUUCAGGAGUACUUUGACUAUGUCCUGCCGCUGGUGAAAGAGUCGGGUAAAGAGCUACUGACGGCCGAAAAUUAUGAAGUGGAAACGAAGGGAUUCGUGUACGAUCUGGUGACGAUAUACGAUAGGAAAAUCGAGGAAAUUCUCAUUAACAGGAUCAAGGAAAAAUGGCCACAACACAAGUUUAUUGGCGAGGAAGAAUCCGAGGUGAACGGUAUAAAAAAACUGACAGAUGACCCCACUUGGAUCAUAGACCCCAUAGACGGAACAGCGAAUUUUGUAAGGGGAUUGAAGAUCACCUGUGUCUCCAUAGGUUUAGUCAUUAAAAAAGUACAAAUGUUGGGAAUAGUCUACAAUCCAUUCUUAGACGAAUUGUAUACGGCCAUUAAAGGACAAGGGGCUUUUCUGAAUGGCAAAAAAAUAUCCACUAGUGGCCAGACUGAAAUUGGCCAGACCAUAUUCAACUAUGAGAUGUCACUGGCAAGGCGUCCAAAAUAUUACGACCUGUAUAUGUACAGGUUUAAGCAUUUAAUAAAAGUUAUAAUGGGAUUCAGAUCUUUAGGAUGUGCCGUUCUGGGACUCUGCUACGUGGCUGAUGGGCGAUUAGACGCCUAUCAGUGUGAUGGGUUAUACCCCUGGGAUGCCGCGGCAGGAGUUCUAAUAGUUAGAGAAGCAGGCGGAUUUGUAUGCGAUUCGAGGGGUAAAGAGUUCAACUUGAUGGAUCCAAACUUCCUGGCAACGGCCACAAAAUCAUUGUCCGAUCAAUUUAUGGUUAUCGAACGCAAAGCAGACGAGGAGCGAAUAAACGACAGAAACGCAUCGAAGCAAUAAAUACUAUAUUAAGAAAAUUAAGAAAAUAAUAUUCAUUAGACUUUGCAAAUUGAUAUGCACUUAGUAUACACAGGGUGUCCCUAAAAUAGAAAGCCUAUUGCUGUAUAGCCCUCUCGAUGUGAUACCGCGAACCAAUGUUAAUUAUAUCUUUUGAUGGCUUGAACUAGAGAUGUCUUACUUGGUACACAUCUUAUAUUUACGUGUAAGAAAA